AUGCUGUACAUCGCUUCUGCUCUCACACCUACUCCGAUCCUCAAUACCCUCAAAGUAAACGGACUGACAGGUCCAAACUCAUGUUCUUUGGUUGUAGCUAAAUCUGACAGAGUGGAAAUAUGGGAUAUCGAGCAGAAAGGACUAAUAUGCCAAACAGAAUUGCAAGUAUGGGGUAGUAUAGUAGGGAUCGAGAAAGUGGAGGUAGAAGGAGCUCGCCCUCAUCUGCUAGUACUUCUAGCUCCUCCCUCAGCCCAUCUUUUACUACUAACAUACUCUCCUUCCCCUUCUCCAUCGUUAAUCGUAACAUCGUCUAUACCUCUCAACCCACCGACUCCCUCAUUGAGACAAGCAGAGUUCUUCAAUUCCGUCAUUGCUCAUCAGAAUGUAGCGUUGGUGAGCCUAUGGGUCGGCGUGCUAUCAUGCAUCGAGAUGGAGAUCGAGAAAGAGAAAGAUGCCAAAAAGAGAAGAGCUAGUACGGCUGAUAUGGAAAUUGAAGAAGGGAGAAGGUUGAAAUUUAGAGAUAAUUUCAAUAUUAAUAUCCGAGAACAUAAUCUCCUUCACUUAUCGUUCCUUCCUGCACCACCGACUUCAUCAGGUCCAAUAGUCUCCUUCUUAUGGUUAUCAGCUACAUCUGAUCUAUAUCUUCAGGCUCGGACAUUAUCAAUCACAUCACAUGCUUUUAACGAUUUGUCAAGACCUGUAAAUGUUGUUUCACCAUUAUCACCCAAUUUGACAAUAACGGAAGAAACAGAUUUCAACCAAAUUCAAUUUUCUUGUCCUGCUGCCAGAAGAGUGUUACCCAUUCCGUCAACAAUAGGUGAAGAUCUCUGCCUGAUCGUAAUAGGUGAUGAACAUAGUGUCUUGUAUACUCUUGGUACUACACCUCAAUCUCCAAGAGCUAUAAGGAGAUUGUCAUCCGUUUCAGGGACUAAUACAAGUCCAAGAGCAAGUGCUAGGAGAAGUCCUCAAAAUGAAAUGGUCAGUUCCGUCAAUAAACGUAGAAAAUCAAGUAUGAACUCUCGUGCACCAGGCGGUGGUGCAGAUCCGGCAAAUGAAAGAUGGGAUUUGAAACCUGUUUGGAGGGUAAGACAAGGCUUCGGUACCAUACUAGCGGCGACCGUUCUGGAAGCUCACUCAAGUGGCGCAAGUGCUCUGAUAGGAGACGAGUGCGGAAGACUGACGGCCAUAGGAUGGGAAUUCGAAAAGAAUCAAGGGAUACUGGAAGGCGCUACAGGCCAAAACGGGACUGUACAUGUGAGGAUAGUCGAGAUGGGCACUGCGUCUCCCCCUUCGUCCUUGACGUAUCUCGAUUCCUCGUACCUGUUCCUUUCGUCAGCAGCGGGUGACUCAUCAGUUUUGAAACUGGUUUUACCAUCUCCCAAACCAGGUCAAUCUCAAUCUCCAGUAUCACCAUCGUCAUCUAGUGAUCCUCGUUCGAUACCGCGUAAAGGUAAAGGGCGAGCUAGAGACGAAACCGAGGAAGCAGCAUGGGCAGUAAUAAUGGAAGAGGAAGGUAAUGAGUUCCGCGGAGAUGUCGAUGUUAAGGAAAGAUGGAUGAAUGUGGCCCCUGUUAAGGAUUUCUGUGCCGUCAAAGAAGAAGGUGGCGGUCUGUCACAUCUCGUCAUAUCCUCUGGCGCCUCCAAUACAAACUCAUUGCGAAUCGUCCGAAGCGGUGUAGGGCUAGAAGAGGUAGUCAGCGUAGAAGGUAUUGAAGGUAUAGAAAGAAUUUGGACAUUGAUCGAUUCCUCAAACUCGUCUCGUCUCUUCGUCUCCACCGAUUCCACAACCCUACUUCUGGAAAGUGAACCGGAAAUAUCGCUUGUGGAAACCGCUCAAGAGGUCUCGGCUACCUGUACUUUGGCAGCUGGCAUGCUUCCUGCCACAGAUAUACUCAUUCAGGUCUCGCCCACCAGCAUAGCGUUAUGGCUAGACGUCACAUCCGGUCUUUCAGCGGGUUCAGUAGAUGUAGACAAAAACACGGAGAUAACCGCUGCUCAGAUACAUGGGUCUCUGAUUCUGAUCGGAAAGAGAGGUGGAGAGGUAGUUUUGUUUGAAGCGACUGCAAAUGGGUUGAACCACAUAGCUGCGUUCUCUGUCGAAAGUGAAAUCUCAUCUUUAUCGAUCAUCCAACUCGAAACUCUACCUUCACCUAUCCUAGCUAUCGGUACAUGGUCAAAUCAGAUCCUACUGUACACCCUUUCGCAAUCACAAAGCGGUUCGACAGCUCUUACCACAGUGAAUGAGUCUUUCUUCCCCUCAUCACUUCAUUUGAAAGCCUCAGUUGGAUCCUCGACUUCAACAAGCGGAAUCCAACUGUUCGCUGGGUUGAGUGAUGGUUCAUUAGUCAUAUGUGACUUGGAGCCAUCAGGACCCAACGGAGAAAUCGUUGUCAAGAGUAAAAAGGCUUCUUCACUGGGUACCAGACCAUUACUUGUCUGUCCCACGAAUGGUCCCGAUGUAGGAGGUGAAAAAGUCAUUGGUGUAGGAUUAUCAGAGAGGAUGUCAGUGAUCUUUGAAUCUGGAGAUAGAUUAGAUUUCUCUUCUGUCAGUAGGAAGGAUGUCGUGGCUGCUACAUCGUUAUCUUCACCUACAUCAGGUGAAGUCAUCGUGCUAGCUUCUAACACGGGAAUAUCAUUCACGAAGGUCAAUUCAUUGAAGAAACUUUCUGUUCAAACCCUUGAUUUGGGCGAUAGAUCAGCUCUAAAGAUCGUAGUUCUCAACGAAAAACUGAUCGCGGACGGAAUCAUUGUCAAAACCAUGGAUCAACAAAAUGGUGAAAUCCUACAGAUGAGUGCUAUUGAAUUAAGAGAUUCGGCUACUUUGACACCACUCGCCGAAAUACCGUUGAAAGAAAGGGAAGAAACAACUUCACUCUCAUCGGUGCUUUUGAACGGACGCAACUACUUAGCCGUAGGAACAGCACUCUUACCUUCUGAAGAAGCGGAUUAUGACGAGAGUCUUGUCAAUGUAAGACAGGGUAGAUUACUGUUGAUCCAAUACGAAGAGAAGGGAAAAGACGAUGAGUGGGAGUUGAAGAUCAUCACGGAAAUCAAAGUUGAUGGUCCGGUUUAUGAUAUUGAAACGAUCCAUGGGUUCUUGGCUACUGCCACUGGAAGUAAAGUAACGAUACAUCGAUUGACUCCAUCGCCAUCACCAACUUUGAUCGAAUUGUCCUCAUUCUCAUCCGCUUUCCUAGCGUCUAAACUUACGAUCUCGCCAUCGUCCAAAGAUAAUACUGAAGAUAGGCUGAUACUAGGCGACGGAAUGAGAAGUAUCAUUCUUUUAAGUGUAGAUGAAGGAGACGGCAAGAUUUACGACGAUACGAGAGAUCUAGCUACGCAUCAGGUCACAGCCUUAGGCAGGGUCCAUGAUGGUGGUGAAGGAGUGGUCAUUUCCGAUGGAUAUUCCAGUAUCCUCACCUUUAGACUCAAAGAAGGCAUAGAAUCAGCAGCCGUUUUCGGAUUACACGAAGAGAUAACACGCUUUGUUCCUGGUUCACUGGCCCCACCAACAUCAGCAUCGGAGGUGAUCAUCCCCGAUCAACUGUUCGCGACUUCGAUAGGAAGAAUCGGGAUUAUUGGAGAACUGACUUCUUCAGCGGCCAAAACAUUAGAUGAUCUGCAAAGAAACUUGGAUAAAUCAUGGAAAGGCCCCGGAGGAAUUGGUUGGAAAGGUUGGAGAAAAGGUGGUAAUGAGUUAGUAGGUAGGGAAACGGCAGGCUGGGUAGAUGGUGAUUUUGUUCAAAAGUUCCUUGAUACAUCAUUGUUCUCACCUGAAGAAAGCGAAAAGAUUCUCAAAGGUUCGAACACCCACGAACAGGUUUCGAAGAUCUCUUCGAGUGGAAAACAAGUCGCAGAAAGAGGAGAUGUGGUCAGGGUCCUCGAAGCUGCUAGUGGGAUGCACUAG
Kwoniella shivajii is the source of this 3906-nucleotide messenger RNA. RefSeq lists its product as uncharacterized. Bases 1 to 3906 code for a protein of 1301 amino acids. The record is from RefSeq and is a predicted model, not a curated record. Gene Ontology annotation, molecular function: nucleic acid binding; protein binding. NCBI's taxonomy places the organism in Eukaryota, Fungi, Basidiomycota, Tremellomycetes, Tremellales, Cryptococcaceae. The transcript is spliced from 15 exons. Gene Ontology annotation, cellular component: site of double-strand break; nucleus. Gene Ontology annotation, biological process: DNA repair; proteasome-mediated ubiquitin-dependent protein catabolic process.